UCGACAUUAUUUCUCUGUUUUUGUGCGUUUAACUUAGAAUAAACAACAAUUCUAAAUGAAAUCUCUAUAUUAUGAAAAUCCAUUUAGUUUAUGUAUUAGACUAUUUAGACUAUAAAAAUUAUAAGACGCAGUAGGUACAUAAUAAAAAUAAAACAAUCUAUAAAUUAGAAAAGGUGACCUGCAAUCUGUGACUCGUGAAUAAAUUUUGUUAUGUUACAACAAAGUUGAACUUGCUGACAUAUUUUAAAUACAAAUGAAAGUGAAGGUUGUAAGAAUUAGAUACCUACAACUUUGUGAAAGGGCUCCAAGAAGUGUGUCGAUCGUAACGAAGUUUGAAGUAUCCGCAGUAUGUUCUAGAUUUGACCGAAAUGGGCUCAUCUGAAGAUUAAUAGAUAUGGAGAGACUUUCUCAUGAUCUUAACCUAGCAUUGGAGGAGAGUAACUGCGGGAGGCAAGAGCGCAGAAAAAUAGGGCUUCGACGUCGUACCAGAUCAGCGGGGAACCUGCCAGCAGCAGUAACAGUGAGCAUUGUCGAAGAUGGCAGCUCAAGUAGUCCACCACAGGCCCCACUGAUCACUCAGCCUCUCUCGGACUCUGAUGACCCUCAACUGAAUCUACACAAGUCUUCCACAAUGAAAUCUCGUCAGUAUUGCCAGAUUGGCAACUUUGAGUCUGAUUCUUUCAAUGAGAACUUCUCUCCAACCCGUCCUGCAAAUGCAAGAAGGAAAAGGAAGUAUAAGAAAAUGCCAGUGGAAUAUGCGGAUGGGAAAAUGUCACCAUCACUUGAAAUAUUAAGUGUGACAACAGAGCUCAAUCCAUUGCCAGGAACCAUCACACUACAGAGUCAGGUCGCAUCCUCAGUGAUUCCUGUAAACAAACACAAACUCCUUAAGCCAGAGAGGAACGCCUUCUGUGGCAAAAGGAAAUGGUCACACCGAGACAAAGAUGUCUGUGAAAUGAGAGAGAGAUCAUUCAGUGGGGGAUGUUCAUCGAAAUCUUCAUACUUCAAAAGUGAUUUGAAAAACAGGAAACAUGACACUGAUAAGAAGAAAGACUCGAUUCUGCAGCCAGGGAAGAUAAUUCUAAAAUCUCCAAAUUUGGAAGGUGUGAAAUCUUCAUCUUGUACAAAUGCACUCUUUCUACCAAGCAGUUCCAGCUUUAAUUUUAUAUAUAAAAACACAUCAAAAGGUUGCACUCCUAAUUUCUCUAAAAUGACAGGUUAUAAAGUAACAACAGAUUUACCUCCUGUUUUUGAUCCAGUUCUGAACAAAAACAAACUGGAUUCAAAAUACCAUAGGAAAAUCAAAUUGUUAAACAAAACUCAUCCAUCGAAUACACUAAGAGAUCCAUUACAAUUUGAUGACACCUGUGGCAUGGAAUGUACGGGCAACGAGUCUAGUUCAUUGAGCAGUAGUGACUCUGAUGGAGUUGUCACAAAUGAUAGUGACAGGGAAGGUGAUGACGAACUCACCGACUGGCCUGGAAUCGAAGAACUCAAAGUGUUUAACAAGAGUCUCACUUUCAAAACAACCAAGACUGUAAACAAUCAUUCCCAGAAAUCGAUCAGUAACAUGCCCCCACCUAAACGCCUCAAAAAGGAGAAUCAUCUUGUGAAAAGCGGUUGGAGUAAAAACAGACUUAAGAAAAAACGAGCCAAAGUUGACUCCGGAAACGAUGAUGAUGCAGUAAUGUCCGAUUCUAAAACCAUUGUUGACGUUGAAGAAGAGGCAACCUUUAGAGACAACAUCCUCCAGCCCCAUUCCACAUUCUCGAGUUUCAGUGACAUUAAAAAGGCCGGCGGGUCCGGUCAGAAUGUGAACGAGUCGUUUUUUCAGGCAUUUCAGGCGUUUGAGGAAAAAUCGGAGGAGCCGCUUAAUCAAAUGCCGCGAACGGAUUUCUCUCUACAGAAAACAUCGUCGAGUGAUAUGAAUUUGAGCGAGAAAUCUCCUCAGAGCGACCAUAAUAACAGCGAACAUUCUAUGGGUAUAUCUUCGGUCGCAGAGGUGAGAGAGAUAAGAGCCGGCUGCCGCAGGAUACGCGAGGAGCGACCAGGGUUUCUGAUCCUCAGCGCUGCUAAUGAGCGACUCUCGAAAUUCCUUCAGGAUUCUUGCCAAACUGAACUAAAGCUACCGACUUUAAACGACCCAGAAGAAAAAGAAAAGUUGGCAUCGUUAGCCAAAUUGUACUCUCUGGAAUUACAAGUCGAAAUGGGUCGUCCUGUUUUGCGGAAGACAAGAGUUGUUUUUACCAACAGUAAUACGAUGCAAGCAGUGCGCGUGGAACAUUCUUACAACAAUUUCCCUAUCGAUCACAAGCGCCGUUGUUACCGAGACGAGACCGAUGCCAGUCUGAGCCUCAGCGACCAGAACUCUGUCCCGUCAGUCGAGGAGCUGGACGGCUCGCAGGUGGCGCCCGAGACUCCUAAAGACGACAAAUCUGAUCGCGCUGAAUACACGUUUUCGGAAAGGUUCGUGGAAAACUCGUUUUUACAUUUACAUGCCCUAAAAAAGUGGAAUAUAACUAUGUUCGCCGAUGACAACGACCAAUAGUCUUUUGUUUUUUUUUUAAUGAUAACAUCAAACACCCUACUUUCAAAGGGCUGUAACCUGGUUAAAUUAUUUAGAUAUAUGUAUGUUAUGUAUAUGAUACAUGUUAGAUGUUUUGGACAUAGACAAUUUAUUAGAUGUGAUUUUGCAAAAAUCAUUUAUUCUAAGUAAGUAAGAGUAAGUAAAAAUUAAGAAAGGCCAUGGAUGUUUAACUUAAUUGCUUAUACACAAUUUUUCUAUGUGAUAUGUGUCGAUAUACAAAACCAUUAAUUUUGUAUGAAAUUUCCUAUGAAUCAAA
Bombyx mandarina (wild silkworm) is the source of this 2843-nucleotide messenger RNA. RefSeq lists its product as uncharacterized. The record is from RefSeq and is a predicted model, not a curated record. Lineage: Eukaryota; Metazoa; Arthropoda; Insecta; Lepidoptera; Bombycidae.